AUGUCGACUACCUCGCUCCAGCAAUUCGCCAACUCCUUUUCCCCUUUCUCCACUUCUCAGUCGGCGAGAAUGACACAGUCCCAGACCGUCGGCCUGGACACUCUCGCCGAGGGUUCGCAGUACGUUCUGGAACAGUUGCAGCUGUCGCGAGAAGGCGGCUCCGCCGAGAACAAUGCAUCGAAUGCACUCAGACAUUCCCUUUCCAGCUCCAAGGACCAGCUCUACGGCGACAACAACCCCAGCUUCAAGCCCGCUUCCGUGCGCGAUUCUCUCGCCGAAGCGCGCUCCAUGAUCCGCAAAAACUCAUCGUCUGCGCCUGUUCGGCGGAGAAUUAGUCGCGCGUGUGAUCAAUGCAACCAGCUUCGGACCAAAUGCGAUGGCGAGAAUCCAUGCGCCCACUGCAUAGAGUUCGGAUUAACAUGCGAAUACGCUCGCGAACGCAAGAAACGUGGAAAGGCUUCAAAGAAGGAUCUCGCAGCGGCGGCGGCAGCAGCUGGGCGCCCGAAUGAGCAUCCAUCCCCUCCGGACCGACGCCCGUCCAUGGAGGCAAGUGGCCGCUAUGACCCUGCCCUCGAGACUGCUCGAGUACAAUCGCAGUUACCACCGACUAAUGGACUAGCGGGAAUACAGUCCGGUCAUUCAGCGGCGGCGCACCCUCAGCCUCCACUGGGAUCUACCCUUGAUGGUCUCCAUCUGAAUCAUUUUGGCAAUUUAAAUGACUCGAACCGCCCACAGAUGGCCGUUCCUGAUCUGCGAUCAUUGCAACUCUUGCAGAACAAUCCACGCUCGCCUCCGUCCGUUCUUCCACCGCACGGCCUGAAUGCCUACAAUGACAGCGCAUUCUCUCUGCUAAACGCACCGGAGCCGAACUCAACCUCACUCAACCACUUCCGACUUGGAAACUCUACAGACAACACUUCUGCUCAGUUCCUAGGCCUCUCGCCGCCGGCGCAGUCACCUGGCUGGCUCCCGUUACCCUCUCCGUCUCCCGCGAAUUUCCCUUCCUUUCCUAUGGCGCCGUUUUCUACUAGCUUACGAUACCCCGUUUUGCAACCUGUUCUUCCUCAUAUUGCAUCCAUAAUCCCUCAGUCACUUGCGUGCGAUCUCCUCGACCUCUACUUUACGAGCUCCUCCUCUUCUCACCUGUCUCCCCAAUCCCCUUAUGUCGUCGGCUAUAUAUUCCGAAAGCAGUCGUUCCUGCACCCGACAAAACCACGAGUCUGCUCUCCUGGAUUAUUAGCGAGUAUGCUAUGGGUGGCUGCGCAGACCAGCGAUGCUCCCUUCUUAACUUCACCGCCAUCUGCCCGGGGCCGAGUAUGCCAGAAGCUCCUGGAGUUAACCAUCGGUUUGCUGCGACCACUGAUCCACGGACCGGCUCUCGGCGAAGCGUCACCAAAUUAUGCAGCUAACAUGGUAAUAAAUGGGGUUGCCCUCGGCGGAUUCGGUGUCUCGAUGGAUCAGCUUGGCGCUCAAAGUACGGCCACGGGUGCAGUUGAUGAUGUAGCAACGUACGUGCAUCUCGCCACGGUGGUAUCUGCAAGCGAGUACAAGGCUGCUAGCAUGCGAUGGUGGACGGCUGCUUGGUCAUUGGCACACGAACUCAAACUGGGUCGCGAAUUACCUCCGAACGCCUCGCAACCCGGCCAAGAUGGAGAGCGGGAAAAUGACGUGGAUGACCCAGCCAAGCGCACCGCGUCUUCCCUGCUGUCCGCGCAUGGCCCCGGAAACGCGAAUGUCAACGUGACAGAAGAGGAACGGGAGGAACGGCGGCGCCUCUGGUGGCUUCUAUACGCGACUGAUCGCCAUCUCGCGCUUUGCUAUAACAGGCCAAUUACCUUGCUGGACAAGGAGUGCUCGCAGUUAUUGCAGCCGAUGAACGAUGAUUUGUGGCAGGCUGGGGAAUUCCCUUCUGCUAGCUACCGCGCCGUUGGCCCCCCAAUCGAAUGCGCCGGUCAUAGCAUGUUUGGAUAUUUCUUGCCGCUGAUGACAAUCUUAGGAGGGAUCAUUGAUCUGCACCAAGUCAGAGAGCAUCCUCGGUACGGCCUUGCGUUCCGUAAUGGCACCGAGUGGGAUCAGCAUUCCAUGGAGAUCACGCAACAGCUGGACGCUUACGGGCAGAGUUUGAAAGAGUUCGAGGCGCGAUAUACAAACAGCCUGACAUAUGCCGAGAAUGAGCAAGCAGAGAAUCCGCAUUUAGACCACGUGAGUCCAUCUGGCCGAUCAAGCAGCACUGUUGGAUCCCGCGUCAACGAGUCGAUUGUGCACACAAAGAUGGUCGUCGCCUACGGGACGCAUAUCAUGCAUGUCCUGUACAUUCUGCUUGCUGGGAAGUGGGACCCGAUCAACCUUUUGGAAGACCACGACAUGUGGAUAUCCUCCGAGUCUUUCCUUGCGGCAAUGAGCCACGCUGUCGGCGCCGCAGAGGCGGCGGCGGAUAUCCUCGAGUAUGACCCGGACCUCAGCUUCAUGCCAUUCUUCUUCGGCAUUUACCUACUACAAGGUAGUUUUCUGUUGCUACUCGCUGCGGAUAAACUACAGGGCGACGCCAAUCCCAGCGUUGUUCGGGCUUGCGAGACCAUUGUCCGGGCGCACGAGGCGUGUGUCGUGACUUUGAAUACAGAAUAUCAGCGAACAUUCCGAAAAGUAAUGCGCUCGGCCCUUGCCCAGGUCCGCGGGCGCGUACCGGACGACUUUGGCGAGCAGCAGCAGCGCCGACGCGAAGUGCUAUCCCUCUACCGCUGGACCGGCGAUGGCACCGGGCUUGCGCUUUAG
Molecule: messenger RNA, 2772 nt
Organism: Aspergillus calidoustus
Lineage: Eukaryota; Fungi; Ascomycota; Eurotiomycetes; Eurotiales; Aspergillaceae
Source: the annotation of a GenBank genome assembly